Syngnathus typhle (broad-nosed pipefish) is the source of this 822-nucleotide messenger RNA. RefSeq lists its product as uncharacterized. Gene Ontology annotation, molecular function: channel activity. NCBI's taxonomy places the organism in Eukaryota, Metazoa, Chordata, Actinopteri, Syngnathiformes, Syngnathidae. Gene Ontology annotation, biological process: pore complex assembly; cytolysis in another organism; monoatomic cation transport. The record is from RefSeq and is a predicted model, not a curated record. The transcript is spliced from 3 exons. Gene Ontology annotation, cellular component: pore complex. Bases 164 to 694 code for a protein of 176 amino acids.
CACAGUGAACACGCCCGCACUUGUGUCGGUCGUCUACUAAGAGCGUCCUCGCUUGUUCCGCCUCUUCCUCCUCCUGCUCUUCGUCCUUCUCGCACUGGUCGGGAGAAAACACAGACGCUGCUACCUCACACAAGCCGGUUGAUUCACCCCAAAAAAAGCCACCAUGAAAACAGCAGAGGCCCUGUCAGCGACCCUCACCACCAACACGAACUGCUCAUUCGAAUUCACCAAUGUGAGCUCCAACUACUGCCUCAUUAACCCCAAGGUGUACAUGUCGAGCGGCUUCUGCCAACACCCGCCGCAGCCGAGCAUCCGCAGCGGGGAAACCGAGCUGUGCUCCUUCACCAAGGACGACCACACGGCCACCGGUGCCGUGGGCCUGCUGACCUAUGACCUCUUCCACAUGCAGAGCCGCGCGUGCUCACUGCGUAUGGCCGUCAUGUUCUCAGUGCCCUAUGACAACAAUCUGUACAAGAACCGGCUGGCGGUGGGCAUCUUCCAGACGUCGCGCGCCUGCGACAAGAAGCUCUACGAGCAAAUGUACGACGGCAAGGAUAUGAACGGCUUCAGCCGGGCGGAGGCCAACGGCUCUGGGCUUGUGUAUGGCACCCACCAGGUGGAUGUGAGGGCCACCAUGUCCACUGUGGGCAAGGCUAUUGUGAAAGUGGAAUUUUAUGAUCAGUUGAAUCGCUAGCGCCUUGCACGUCCCUUGGAUCUGCUGCAUAAAAAAAAAAAAAAAAAUACAAAAAUGUGUGCAUCAAGCCAUUUUGAAUUACGCCUUCAAGGUUAUUGGAUUGAUAUAAUAAAGUAUUCAAAUAUUAA